Molecule: messenger RNA, 9404 nt
Organism: Alexandromys fortis (reed vole)
Lineage: Eukaryota; Metazoa; Chordata; Mammalia; Rodentia; Cricetidae
Gene: Bicd1
Product: BICD cargo adaptor 1
Exons: 10
Coding region: 629-3556 (975 amino acids)
Biological process (GO): positive regulation of receptor-mediated endocytosis
Molecular function (GO): dynein complex binding; cytoskeletal adaptor activity; dynein intermediate chain binding
Source: RefSeq, a predicted model, not a curated record
UGUGCCCCACUCCCUAGUGCACCUCCUUCACCUCCUCAGCCUCUACUUCCCCUCAAGCCACCCCUUUCUCCUCAGCCGGUUUCCCUCUCCUCUGCCCUCAUCCGUCCUUAGUCUCCCAUCCUUCCUCAGCUAGCUCUGGGUUCCUCUUCCCUCACAUCUCCUCCGCGGUCCUCUCUGCGAGACGCACAGGGGCUUUGGGUUUGCUCCUCCCCUUCCCUACCUCCCCGCCUCCUGCGUGGCCGGGGAGGGAGCCGGCCAGCUAGAGUCCGCAACCGUGUGCACUGGUUGCCGCAGGGCCCAGCGAGCAGGUGGAGCUCAGCCUCCCGCGGAGCACUGGGCUGGGACCGCAGUGACGAGGCCCGAGACAUGGCGGCCACGCGCCUCUGAGGCCGCAGAGCCAGAGCCUGACGAUGCAGCUUGGCUGCUGACCCCGAGGAUCCUCGCUGCGGUCAUCCCGCUGCAGUCUUCAUGGUGUAUCCCUCCUCAGCGCUUCCGGCCGUGUAGCAGCCGCUGCCGGCCGGGCCUCGGGGCACUCUGCCUAUUCAUCAGGCACUUUGCAUCUUCACCUCCAUUCCCAUUUGCUUUCCUUCCCCCCUUCUGCCUUCACAUCUGUCUCCGCCACCCCGCUAUGGCCGCAGAAGAGGUGCUGCAAACGGUAGACCACUAUAAGGCUGAAAUAGAGAGGCUGACCAAGGAGCUCUCAGAGACCACCCACGAGAAGAUCCAGGCUGCUGAGUAUGGGCUGGUGGUGCUGGAGGAGAAACUGACGCUCAAGCAACAGUAUGACGAGCUGGAGGCCGAGUAUGACGGCCUCAAACAGGAGCUGGAGCAGCUCAAAGAGGCAUUUGGGCAAUCCUUCUCUACUCAUCGUAAAGUGGCUGAGGAUGGAGAGACUCGGGAGGAAACACUUCUACAAGAGUCUGCAUCCAAGGAAGCUUAUUAUCUAAACAAGAUCUUGGAGAUGCAGAAUGAACUGAAGCAGAGCCGGGCUGUGGUCACAAAUGUCCAGGCAGAAAAUGAGAGGCUCACAGCUGUUGUGCAGGAACUGAAGGAGAACAAUGAGAUGGUGGAGCUACAGAGAAUACGAAUGAAAGAUGAAAUCCGAGAAUAUAAAUUCCGGGAGACCAGACUCCUUCAGGACUAUACAGAACUGGAAGAAGAAAAUAUUACAUUGCAAAAACUGGUGUCCACAUUAAAACAGAACCAGGUUGAGUACGAAGGCUUGAAACAUGAAAUUAAGCGAUUUGAAGAAGAGACGGUGUUACUGAACAGCCAACUGGAAGAUGCCAUCCGACUGAAAGAGAUUGCAGAGCAUCAGUUGGAAGAAGCCCUUGAGACAUUGAAAAAUGAAAGAGAACAAAAGAACAACCUGAGGAAGGAGCUGUCCCAGUACAUCAACCUCAGUGAUAACCACAUCAGCAUCUCGGUAGAUGGGCUCAAGUUUUCUGAGGAUGGGAGCGAGCCAAACAACGACGACAAGAUGAAUGGGCAUAUCCAUGGGCCUCUUGGGAAACUUAAUGGAGACUAUCGUACUCCCACAUCACGGAAAGGAGAAUCCCUACACCCCGUGUCUGACUUAUUCAGUGAGCUGAACAUUUCAGAAAUUCAGAAAUUGAAGCAGCAGCUCAUGCAGGUAGAACGAGAAAAAGCUAUUCUUCUGGCCAACCUCCAGGAGUCACAAACCCAGCUAGAACACACCAAGGGGGCACUGACAGAGCAGCAUGAACGAGUGCAUCGGCUCACAGAGCAUGUCAAUGCCAUGAGGGGCCUGCAGAACAGCAAGGAGCUCAAGGCUGAGCUAGAUUGUGAGAAGAGCCGCAACUCAGCAGAGGAAGCCCACGACUAUGAGGUGGACAUCAAUGGCUUAGAGAUCCUUGAGUGUAAAUAUAGAGUGGCUGUCACUGAGGUCAUUGAUUUGAAAGCAGAAAUUAAGGCCUUAAAGGAGAAAUAUAAUAAAUCUGUAGAAAAUUAUACAGAAGAAAAGACAAAAUAUGAGAGUAAGAUCCAAAUGUAUGAUGAGCAAGUGACAAACCUUGAGAAGACAUCUAAGGAGAGUGGCGAGAAGAUGGCCCACAUGGAGAAGGAGUUGCAAAAGAUGACUGGCAUAGCCAACGAAAAUCACAACACUCUCAAUACAGCCCAGGAUGAGUUGGUGACAUUUAGUGAGGAACUAGCACAGCUUUAUCACCAUGUGUGCUUAUGCAAUAAUGAAACUCCCAACAGGGUCAUGUUGGACUACUAUAGGCAAAGUAGAGUCACCCGAAGUGGAAGCCUAAAGGGGCCUGAUGAUCCUAGGGGGCUUUUGUCUCCAAGAUUAUCCAGGAGGGGUAUUUCAUCCCCAGGAGAAUCAAGGACAUCACCUGAACCAGUUUCAAAAGAAAACACAGAGACUACUAAAGAGCCAAGUCCAACCAAGACUCCCACAAUCUCUCCUGUUAUUACUGCCCCACCUUCAUCUCCAGUUUUGGAUACAAGUGAUAUCCGUAAAGAGCCAAUGAAUAUCUACAACCUCAAUGCCAUAAUCCGGGACCAAAUCAAGCAUCUGCAAAAAGCAGUGGACAGAUCCUUACAGCUGUCUCGUCAAAGGGCAGCAGCGCGAGAAUUGACUCCCAUGAUCGAUAAGGACAAAGAAGCCUUAAUGGAAGAGAUUCUCAAGCUGAAGUCCUUGCUGAGCACCAAGCGGGAGCAGAUUGCCACACUGAGGGCAGUGUUGAAAGCCAAUAAGCAGACAGCUGAAGUGGCUCUAGCUAAUCUGAAGAACAAAUAUGAAAAUGAAAAGGCAAUGGUGACUGAAACAAUGACAAAACUGAGGAAUGAACUGAAGGCUUUGAAAGAAGAUGCUGCAACCUUCUCAUCCCUAAGAGCAAUGUUUGCAACAAGAUGUGAUGAAUAUGUCACACAGUUGGAUGAGAUGCAGAGACAAUUAGCAGCUGCAGAAGAUGAGAAGAAGACUCUAAAUACUUUAUUGCGAAUGGCUAUCCAGCAAAAGCUCGCCCUGACACAGCGGCUGGAGGACUUAGAGUUUGACCAUGAGCAGUCCAGACGCAGCAAAGGCAAACUUGGAAAGAGCAAGAUCGGCAGCCCUAAAGUAAGUGGGGAGACGCCAGCCACUGUGCCUACCAUAGACACUUACCUCCUGCAUAGUCAGGGUCCACAGACACCCACCAUUCGGGUCAGCAGUGGCACUCAGAGGAAAAGACAAUUUUCACCUUCCCUUUGUGAUCAGAGCCGUCCCAGGACUUCAGGGGCUUCCUACCUACAGAAUUUAUUAAGAGUUCCCCCUGAUCCCACCUCCACAGAAUCAUUUCUUCUGAAAGGUUCCCCUUCCAUGAGUGAACUCAUCCAAGGGCAUCGGCUCAGCAAGGAAAAAAGGUUAACCGUGGCUCCACCAGAUUGUCAGCAGCCUGCUGCCUCCGUACCGCCACAGUGCUCACAACUAGCUGGGAGGCAAGACUACCCAACUGUCAGUCUGGACAUUGCCCUCCCUGAGGAGCAGCCACAUUCCAGCUCACAGUGUGCUCCUCUCCACUGUCUCACCAAGCCUCCUUAUCCCUAGUCUUCAUUUCUCAUGGAUGAGUAUCUGGGCUGAAGGUUUUAUAGCCACACUGAGGACACUGCCCGUGAUCUAGCAAGUGUUUUCUUGGAGAUUAGAUGUACAUAUGUAUUACAAUCCAUCAUUUUUGAAGAGGAGAGAGAGAGUUGAGAAGAAUAAAAUGAUGCACUGAACCUCAUGUGAUUAAACAAUUUAUGACUUCUCUGAGUCAUAGAUGACCUGCAAUCAAAUGGCAACAGUUCUCUUGAAAUUUGUAAGAAAUACGUAUCUCAGACAGCUGGCUUUACCUCCAUAGCGUAAAAGAGAUCCAAGACAGUGUAAAAUAAAUAUAUUGUAAAAAUCAUCUUUCCCUAUCUUUCAGAGUCGGCCAUAGAAGUUGAUUUCAAUAUUUUUCAUUGAUACUUUAUAUUUUACUUGCUAUAUGGUUUUGUUUAUAAAGAUAAUUUUUGUAAGCAGAAUUCCUUUGUUUUUAAAUAAUCAUAGUUCGCUUGGUUUAAUUUAGUUUAAAAUCUGGAACUGGCAAGAUUACGAUCCUUCUUGCAAAGAAUUACAAAUGAGGUGCAUUAGAAUGUUGACAAUAACUGUUUUGCUGCUACAUGAAUAUUAGAAAAUAACAUGUAGUUAUUUUCUAAUUCAUACUCCAUUAAUGGCUUUUUUAAAACUAGAGUUCUUCACUGGACAUUUAUUAACAAAAUCUAUGGAAGAGGCAAAGAUAUGAUUCAUUGGUUUAAUCAAGUUUUGUUGGUAUCUUUAAUUUUUGAAAAUUGCAGUUGAGUAGAUAUAUUGGUGCUGCUCCUGUGUGAUUGUGUGUAUGUAUGUGUGUAUGGUCGUGUUAAAAAAGGGCAAAUUGCUUGGAGGAAAGAAACGGUGUGUUUAUUUAAUAACCACAAAAUUUUUAAACUUUUUCCAAAUUUAGGGUCUUACUGUGGGUUUCCCACUAAAAGGGAUCACAAUAAAUGAAAAAAAUAUAUACAUAAAUAGCUGUAAGGUAGCCUUUGGUUGUUAAUUUAUGCAGAAAGUAUAUGUUUUUGUUAUUUGUUUCUUUCACAAUGAAUCUUUUUUGCCAAAAAAAAAGAUAAUGAACCUUAGCUUAUUGUCUACUCUUGACAAACACUCAGGUGCCUACAGUCAUAUUAUAUUGAGAUAAGACAUGUUCCUAUUUAAUUUACAGAUUCUGCUAAGUAACUUUUAUGACUUUAUUUAAUGCAAUAGAAUUUCAUAGAAAAAUUUAAUUUUGCAUUAUUGAGAAAACAAGGACAACAGCUAAUUGAGCUGUAAGGUCUAUCUUGGAUUCCUCAGUUUUCAAGUGCUGCCCACAUAAUUGCGCCUAACCCUGACUCCUUGUCCUGUCAGGUAGCCUUAACUUACACAAAACCAUAAAGGUUUUACUUUUUCAUGUAACAAUAUCUCUAACUCCUCUUCAAAACAAAACUGGUCCUCACUGUCAGAAAAAAUGAUGACUAGUGCUGUAGGAAGACAACAGAGAUUUCAGAGCUGCCCAGCUUGUGGAGCUGAAGGGGUGGCACAUUUGUGAAGGGCUCCAAAGGUCAGCAGUCAGCCACAAGUUUCUUAUAUUCCUGUUGAGUAGCAGUCAUGGUUACCAAAGCAACCCAACAAUUUUAUAUUCCUUAUCUAAAUGAUGUUUUCAUGUCAUUUCUUAUGCAUCUUGGAGUAAUAGUGGAAAAAGUUGCAAAAAUAGGGAUGCAGGUUAAAGUACAGCGACACACAACAAAGAUCCUGAUGGAAGUCCUACCCAGUCAGAUCCCCACAUAGUUGCUCCUGCCUAUGUUGCUUUGUUGUUCCAGCACAUUCUCCUCAUUUACUGGUGUUAAAUCUGCCUGGUGCCAAUAUUAGUGAGACAGUAUGGAUUUUCAUUAGAGUUCAGUUAAAGACAACUUCCUCUGUUUUUUUUUUUCUUUUUCUUGUCACCCUUCCCUAAGCAUGAAUGGUAAUCCAAGAUGUGUCAUAGUUGUUAAGUUGACUUUGACCUGAGGGAUAACAUACCUUUUAAAUAAAUACCCCAGAAUAAGUUCUGUCUUUGAAUUGGGAACCCAACAAUGGAUCUCUUCUCUGUGUAACCACUGUUGACUUAGCUGCACUGUAUUUGUGUACAAAGUUGAUUUCUUCCAAUAUGAAAUUUAUCAAUAAGUCUUUUAUAAACUAGGUUUAUUUUAGUUGUUUAUUUUAACAAAGUAGGAAAUGUAUGUUUUGAAAUAUUAAUUCUAAAAAAUAUUAUUUUUAGCAGAACUUUGCCAAGAAGAUAUAGAAACUUUGAAAUGAAUUUCUUCAGCACAAAAGUAGGUGGUAAUCUCUAAGCAGUAAGAGACUAACGUUUAUUUAUGUUUUACAACAUCACUUAGUAUAGUUUAAACUGAGCCAUAUUUAUAUUUAUUUAUUUACAGACCUUUUCAAUGAAUAAAUGCAUAGUACUGAUAAAAUAAAUAACUGUAAAGAUAUUAGGAUGUCAAAAGAAAGUGAAAAUUUGAUGAAACAAAAACAUGAGUCUAGGUAAAAAUAACUGAAGGUGCAUUUGAUAUUAAAAUAAAAACUUCAGAAACACUACAAAUGCUAAUUGUUGUAAACAUGUCAAAAAAGAUCAAGAUUAGUUAGCAAAGUAACCAACUACUGUAAAAAUUUUCAUUACAUUUCUCUCUCUCUCUCUCUCUCUCUCUCUCUCUCUCUCUCUCUGUAUGUUUGCAUAAGCAUGCAUGUACACACAUGCAUGUCCACAGCACGGGUGAGAAAGUUAGAGGAAAACCUGCAGGAGUUGCUUCUCUCCCACCUAUGUGGAUCCCAAGGAUUGAACUCAGAUUAUCAGGCCUAGUGGAAAGCAUCUUUAUCUGCUGAGCCAUCUUACUGGUCUCCACAUUUUUUUUUAAAAUGAAAGCACAAUUACAAAAUUGAACAGAAGAAUUAGUGCAGAAAUGGUUUCCCACUGAGGAUUUUUCAUUAACACAUAAGAGUAAAACAUAAAGAAGCAAUAAAUUGUGUUUGGCCUAAGUGCUUAGCAGCAUAAAAAACUUUGGAUGCAUAAAUUUUUUAAAUAUCUAAUUCUGGAUUAAAAAUAGAGAGGAGGAGGAAAAAGGAAUUUUGAAAACUUCUAGAAAAUAUGAAUUUAGUAAGGAAUGAAAAAAGAUUUAUUUGGAAGUUAUACUUUAUAUAUACCUAAAGAAGAGGAGGUACAAUAAUGAGGUCCAACAAAAAGAACUUAACAAGUGUCAGAGAGCAGCUAAGAUCCCAUAAGACUAAAUGUGAAGGGUUGGUAGUACCUGUAGGAAAGAGAUUUUUAAUGGUAGAAAAUUAGUAAUUGGAUUAUAAGGAUUUGUUUUUAAAAAUGGGAUGUUACUGGUAGUAUUGUAAGUAGAUGGUUUACAAUAACAUAUUAUUAUAGGAACCCACAAUUCUAUGAUUUUUUUUUGUUUUAAAAUCUAAAAUAUAUUUAAUUUUUACUGAUUGGUCAUGAAAUAUUUUUACUUUUGGACUAGGAUAGAAAUCUUAAUUUUCUAAGGUUUUUCUUUUUUAAACGAGUUCUUCAAAAUUGUCUGGAAUAUAGCAACUUCAGUUUAAAAAAUUUCAGUGUCAGAGUCUUAAAAAUCAAAUAUCCUCAAGAAAAUUUCCUAAGUAGAAGGUAUGCAAUCAGUUAGGUUAGAGGAGACAAAAUUUCUGUCUUUAACAUUGCUUUAUCUAUGCUAUAGAACAUGUUCUUGUACAGAUAAGUCCUUCUCUAUUAAAUAAGCAUGAACAAUUGGUUAUUAAACCAGCUAAGAUAUGGGCAUUCCCUUAUACACUAUAUUGAAUAAAAUCCUCCUUAAUAACCAAGCACAGACUACAAAUAAUGGUAUGAAUAAAUCAAAUAUAUUUUCUACUAUGAUAAAUGUCAAGUUUUAUUAUAUUAGGGUGUGGCUCAGCAAUGGGGUGUUUGCUGGACUUGUGUGAGACCCUGGGUAGCACCCACUGCACCGCAAAGUGUUUCCCUACAUGGAAUGCCGUUCAUUCCAUUUAAGAAUGUCACAAAUGAAUUGAUACUGUACAUAUAACUAAAUUCGUAAAGUUUACAGUGUUUAAAAGUUUUCUUGACUUAAAUUAAAUCAGAUUGAUUUAAAAUAAUCUUUGCACAAAGGCUGCAAAAAUAAUGUUUUCCAAUAAAGCAGAAAGCUGCUGAACUGAAGUCAUGCUAGUCAGUAUGGCCAGUGCAAAUGUUGAGAAAUAAGUAUGUACUUCAAAAUCAGUGUCUAGCUCCUGACUGACCAUUCCUGUUAUCUGUAAUAAUAACCCAAAAUGGGUUGUCUGAAAUUAAAUGCAUCUUUAUGUAAAUGGAAUUUAGCUACCACAGUCCCUGAUACAUUGUAGCAUGGUUCUUUUAUUUAAACACCUGAAAGACUUCAACUGAGACACCUCUUUGGUUUUGUUACUCAAGGUACAAAUUAAUGAGACAAUUUAUACGCUCUUUGAUUUAGGAUUUUUUUCAGAAAUGACUUUAUGAGGAGGCAGAAGCAAUUAACUUCUGUUAUUGUAAGACAAACGUAUAAGAUGUUUGCAUGAAAUAUUUCACAUCAUGUAAGCUUUCCCAUAUUCAUAACAUGUAUUCUACAUAGAAACCUUUCUUGUCUUGUGAUCUCUUCUUUAGGAAUGCAAGGCGUCUGUUACAUGUACUGGGUCUCUUUUCCAUACUGAAAUGCAUGGCUUUAUUCCUCAAGUAUAUUUUUAUAUCUCUCAGCUGGAUUUGUUUUAAGAAUCUGCCACAUCUGAACUGAAGCUUAAAUGACCCACUAAACCAGAUAAUUUCUGAGAUUGGAAUUUAAAUGCUCUACAACAUUUGCUGGGAAUUUAUUUUUAUUUUAGCUAUAUUUCAUAAUCAGCCUUUGCUCAUAACUCUGAGAGCACUGAGAAAUAAAUUUGAUGCUUCUUAGUGUGAAUAUAUGCUUUUCAUUUAAAAACUCAUUUUAAAUAUCAGAAAGGUAUGAAGUUAAGGGAAAUGACACCACUGUGUUGAUAAAUCUUUUUCUUGUAAUGGAGAAAGAGAAGGAAUCAUUGGGGGCACUGGUGGCACACAUCUUUAAUCCCAGCACUCGGGAAGCAGAGGCAGACAGAUCUCUGAGUUCGGGGACAGCCUGGUCUACAGAAGGAAUCAUUGGGUUCAUAACUAUUAUUGUGUAGUAAAUUGGAGGAAAUAUUUUUUAAUGUUAUUGCCACAGAACUUUUAAGCUCAAUGGUUUGACUGUUAGAGUCAAUCAAACAAUUUUUUAAAAAUAUUUUAUGACAUUUUUGUAAUGUAACCCAUGUUUUUAUUUGCAUGGCUGUGCAUAUACGAAGACAUGAUUCUGAUGCUGUGUUUCUUUCCCAUUUAAAUUUGUGUUGUGUGUGACCAAACCUGAUUUCUACACUGUAUGAUUAUUCUUGUAAUGAUUCAGUUAUUCCUACCUUUAUUAUUAUGCUUUGGGAGCAUAAAUGAUGUGAAGUGUUUCUAUCUAGUAAUAAUAAUACCUUGUGAAAACAUGACUAAAACACUAAUUUAAGAAAUGCCUUUCUUGCUAAUUAUUUAAAAACCAAACAUUAGAGACAUUAUCAAAGACACAUGCAUUUUUUUUAAGUUUAGGAGGUUCUUAUGAAUUUAUUGUUUAAUGAUCUUUUUUACUUUUUUUAUUGUAGAUAAUCCCAAGUGAAUUUCACAAGGGAGAAUAUGUAUGGCAUAUCCUUGUUUCUACGAUCUGAUCAUGCACUCGGUAGUUGUGACAGGCACUCUAUUGCUAAAGAAAUAACAGAAUACUAAAACUAUUAUCUUGGUUUAUCUUACCUACUGACCCUAUUGUAAUGCAAAACUUUUUCCAGUAAAUAAACUGAUAAUCUUUUA